AUUAUGUAUCAGAUAUUAGAUACAUGCAACAGGACUUCGUGUAUUUAAGCGUGAUUAAUAUUUCAAAUGACAAACGAGAUGAGGAUCGCGAGCUGUGUGUUAGCGUCCCUAGCAGGACUUCAACUCUGCCACGGCUUCGUAUUACCCACCCACAAUGUCCGGAGAACGGAGUCGGGAUCAGUGAGGGGGAUCAUUACUACCCAGGGACAGUCCUAUCUGGGCAUUCCUUAUGGAAAGGCCAGCAGAUUUUCUCACUCUGUGGCAUUCGGCGCGUGGAACGGCAUCCGGUCCGCGGAAAAGUAUGGUCCACAGUGUUAUCAACCGCUGGCAUUAUGUCAGAUAUCCCCCGAAAGUUGUAACAAAGAGAUGAGCGAGGAUUGCUUGACCCUGAAUGUUUACACACCAAGAAGAGCUAAAUACCCGAGUGGUGAUGACUCAUGUAACUGGAAACACAAAUACCCUGUCUUGGUGUGGAUACAUGGCGGUUAUUAUCAGGCGUACUCCGCCGGAAGUCCUUACUACAACGGACUAGAUCUUGCAUCAGCAGCCGGAAUUAUUGUUGUCACGUUGAAUUAUCGCCUUGGACCACUUGGAUUUUUGAAAAUACCUGGAGUAGAGGAAAGCGGUAACUACGGGUUUUAUGACCAGCGUCUGGCAUUAGAAUGGGUUAAAAGAAACAUCCAUUAUUUCGGAGGAAACCCCAAAAAGGUAACCUUGGGUGGUGAAAGCGCAGGCGCACAUGCUACAUUGUUCCAUAUGAUGAUGCCAAGAUCACAGCCUCUGUUUCAGAGGGCAAUAUUAAUGUCAGCUCCAGGGAUUGAAGUUCCAACUUCUGACGAUUCAACGAAAACAGCCGUUGCCUUGAUGAGCAGUCUAAAAUGUGAUUUAAAGGACAAUGCUAUAAAAUGUUUGAGGGAAAAGUCAGUCCAUGAUAUUACAGCACUGAGCUUACAGCUACCUGCCCCACAAAAUUUCUUACAUACUUUUCAGCGGUUUGGCGUUUAUAUCGACGGUCUGGAGAUCACGGAAAGUUUCUUUAACAACUCUAAUUCGAAACAUAAAUUUGGAGACAAGCCCCUACUUAUUGGAACGUCUGAAUACGAAGCCUUACGUCUGGUAUACAAUACCCUGAAACAACCCAUCCCAUUACCUGCCUUUAGUGCAGUAGUGAGCCAAUGGCGGCCGGCUAUAGUGCAAGAAACGCAACGUUUGUAUAUGGCCUCGCCUUCUUCCUCCAUGGACAUACGACCAGAGAUUAGUAAUUUAUUAACAGACGCCCUAUUUACAUGUCCAGCUCGUUUCCUUGCAGGUCGCAUUGCCUCUGAGAGCAACGUUUGGGUAUAUGUGUUUAACCACCCGAAUUUUGACACGUACAAUACUCCCUUAUCUUGUGAUGACCGGGCCUGUCAUGUUGACGAUUUUCCGUAUUUAUUUCUCCAUCCCAAAUUAGUUUCAGGUGUACCAGACAAAUAUUUUCCUCAGUUAUCUAAGUUGAUGGUUGAAUAUUUUGGAAAUUUUGUAAAGAGGGCAAACCCCAAUUCCCGCAAGAUGAGGCCAGUUUGGUUACGUCACAAACGCGAAUUGGUCUCUGAAAAAAUGAAAGAGAAAAGGAAAUGGAAGCUUCCAUUGUCUGAUGAUUUUACCUUAGAGCUGAGAUACCCUGACCCUCGAAUGAUCCAGCAUUACAGAAGAGACAGGUGCGACUACUGGGAUAAAGUCGGAUACAGGAAAGAAUGAUGGAACUCGCAUGUGGAAGGAACAAUUUUGUCAUGAAUGACGAUAUAUUGUAUCUACUCAGAAACCAAGUUCUUGAAAUAAUAAAAUCAAUACGAUUACUAAAA
This is a messenger RNA of Ostrea edulis (European flat oyster), 1841 nucleotides long. Its product is annotated as cAMP-regulated D2 protein-like. The record is from RefSeq and is a predicted model, not a curated record. The transcript is spliced from 5 exons. The coding region runs from base 67 to 1737 and encodes 556 amino acids. Lineage: Eukaryota; Metazoa; Mollusca; Bivalvia; Ostreida; Ostreidae.